AUGGAGCUAAAUGCUCAUGUAAAUGCUGAUGAGCCGAGUCUAUCAGGGGAAAGUCUUGCUGAGAAAUCAAACUUAAUUAAUACGUUGAUUUUUCAAAGAUUGACAGGAAAAGUUGCAGUUAUAACUGGUGGUGCAAGAGGGAUUGGAGCAGCCACAGCAAAGAUCUUCGCUAUAAACGGAGCCCACGUCGUCAUAGCCGACAUACUCGACGAACUGGGGGCCACCCUGGCCGAUUCCAUCAGAGGCCGGUACGUGCACUGCGACGUGUCAAAGGAAUCCGACGUGAUAACCGCCGUGCAACUCGCGCUGACAUGGAAAGGCCGAAUAGACAUCAUGUUCAACAACGCUGGAAUCGGGGGCCCCAACGGCAGCAUCGCCUUCCUGGAAAUGGACCAGUUGAAGACUCUGCUCGAUAUCAACUUAAACGGGAUAGUACACGGGAUAAAGCAUGCCGCUAGAGCCAUGAUCCGUAGGGGGGAUGGCGGAUCGAUCAUAUGCACGUCGAGCUCAGCCGCCAUCAAGGGGGGCCUAGCUGCCCACGCUUACACGCUUUCCAAGGAAGCCAUAAUUGGUUUAGUGAGGAGUGCCGCGUGCGAGUUAGGCAUGCACGGGAUUCGGGUGAACUGUGUUUCGCCACACGGUGUUCCUACGGAGAUGCUGGUGAGUGGGUACCGGAGGUUCCUCGGGAACACAGAUUUGGGAUCGGAAGAAGUGAGUAGAAUCGUGGGGGAGAAGGGGAGUUUGUUGCGCGGGAGAUGCGGGACCGUGGAGGAUGUGGCGCACGCAGUGUUGUAUCUAGCCAGUGAUGACGCUGGAUUCGUAACGGCACAUAAUUUGGUGGUUGAUGGUGGGUAUACUUCUGCUUCCAAUCAAAUGAGUUUCGUCUACCAAUGUUAAGAUUGGAGUACUCAUAGUCAUUCGACUC
Messenger RNA from Rhododendron vialii, 925 nucleotides. Its product is annotated as short-chain dehydrogenase reductase ATA1. The record is from RefSeq and is a predicted model, not a curated record. NCBI's taxonomy places the organism in Eukaryota, Viridiplantae, Streptophyta, Magnoliopsida, Ericales, Ericaceae. Bases 1 to 897 code for a protein of 298 amino acids. The transcript has 2 exons.